This is a messenger RNA of Centropristis striata (black sea bass), 2247 nucleotides long. RefSeq names its product golgin subfamily A member 6-like protein 24. The record is from RefSeq and is a predicted model, not a curated record. Bases 1 to 2247 code for a protein of 748 amino acids. Lineage: Eukaryota; Metazoa; Chordata; Actinopteri; Perciformes; Serranidae. The transcript is spliced from 8 exons.
AUGUUGUCCAAAAAGGGGGAGAAGAGGACGUUCAGCAACGGGAAUCUGAGAGACCAAUGGGAGAAGAAAGCUCAGAGCAUCGCGGAGCAGAACAAACAGGAGGCCGAAUUUAGGAAGAAAAGCUCCUUCAAAGAAUCUGCCUCAAAGUGGAAUUAUCACUGGUCACUUGUUGCUGAUAGUGAAUACAAGAAGCUCACCAGCGGUGCAAAUAAUGAGGAAAAUAACAAAUCCAAAAUCAAAUUCAAAGUUGUCCCUCCUCCUCCCAAACCCAAACAUGAGCCUGCUCCUCCUCCGCCUCCUCCCAAGAGACCCGAAACGCCCAAACUUCCCAAGCAAAAACGUAAAGUUGUCGUGGAUGCGUUCAGUAUUCUCUGGAAAGACUCCUGGAUGAGCCUGAAACCUCCAAAGUAUCUUUUCCUGAAGGACAAAGAGACGAAAAGCAGAGUCCCAGGAUUCACAACCAUAGAGCUGACUGACAACACCAAGUACAAACCAAAGGGCUGUGAACCAGAAGCUGAAUGGGCGUCUCCUGCAGAAAAAUGGAGUCACUCCUGGAAACAGGUGAAGAGUCCUACCCCGUUGGAGUGCUCUGAGGAGAAACAUUUCAAGUGGGAGAUUUUGUUCGAAAAAAAACUAGCUAGCCCACCGGAGAUAGAAAUAGUGUCUGUUCCUGUCUGGGCCCGUACAUGGAAGUUCAUAAACUUUCGCUUUAGACAGGAGAAAAAGGAAUGGGAUUGUAUCUGGCCUGAUUACCAACACAGCGUCAGCAAGGUUGACCAAAUUCGACAACUAGAGAUGCAGGAUGAGCUCUGGUACUGGGAGGAUUCAUGGAAACUUUCUGGGGCAGAAUUUGAAUCGAUAGACGACACAGAUGAUGAGACACCUCCUGCAAGCUUCUCUGAAACCACAGUGAUGACGAGGGUAAAGGAGGUGUACCUGCCCGGCUGGAGCGACUCCUGGCUGCUCGCUGCAGCUCCUCUGAGGGAAGCAGAAGAACGAAGCAAGACCUGGAGCUCCUGCUGGGGAUACAGGCAGCAGAUCAGGUGGUGCCAUGCUUCGCUGCAGUCCCAUCACCGACACAGCACCAUGUUGACUCAGAGACGUAAAAACAUCAACCUGCUCCUCACAGCACAGCUGGACCAGGAGAUCACUGACAGCACAGAGUGGGAGGAGGGCUGGAGGGUCCCUAAAGGAUGGAUCGAACCAGUGGAGGAAGAACUGGAGGAGACGCAGGAGGAGGUAGAAGAGGACGAGGGGAUGGUUGGCACAGAGGAGGAGGAGGAGGAGGAGGAGGAAGAAGAGGAGGAGGAGAAGGAGGAGGAAGAGGAGGAGGAGGAGGAGGAAGAGGAGGAAGAGGAGGAGGAGGAGGAGGAGGAGGAAGAGGAAGAGGAUAAAGAUGUGAAGAAGGAAAAGGAACAUGAAGAGGAGGAGGAGGAAAAAGACAAGACAGACCAAGUAAAUAAGGAGGAGGAAAAGACAGACGAAGAGGACGAAAAUGAAGUAGAGGAGGAGGAGGAAAAAGAUGUAGUCAAGGAGGAUAAAGACAGUGAAGCAGAAGAGGAAGAAGAUGAGGACAUUGAUGAAGAAGUAGAAGAGAAGGAUGAAAAGGAAGAGUUAGAUGGAGAAUGGAAAGAUAAAGAGGAGGAAAACGAGAUAGAAGAGGAGGAGGAGGAUGAAGAGGACAAAAAGAAAGAAGCAGACGAAGACGAGGACACAGAAGUGGACAAAAAAGAAAUGGACGAAGAAGUGGAGGAGGAGGAGGAGGAAGAAGUUGAGGAGGAAGAGGAGGAGGAGGAAGAAGCUGAUGAGGAGGAGGAUAAAGAAGACACUGAAGAAGUAGAGGAGGACAGCCAAAAGGACGUAGACGAGAAAGAAGAGGACAAAGUCAAGAAACGAAAAAACAAAUGUAAACCGGACGUCCCGCUCCAUCUGCAGUUCCAUAAGCUGAACGCCUCCUUCUCCUCCUGGAAGCACUCGUGGAUGGUGGCCAAGGCUCACAGAGUGGGAGAUGAAUUUGAAGAAGAAGAGGAGGAGGAUUUGGAGGAGCUGCAGGCUUGGAAAGAGUCGUGGAGGAUUUGUCGCUGGAAGAAGCUGGACGAGGGUGAGGUGGUGUGUUUCUCCACCGAGCACCGCAGUCAGAGAUACAUGGGACUGAUGCACCAAGAGGACGCCAUGCCCAAGGCAGAGUGGACUCUCAGCUGGAAGAUGACCAAGGAUGCGGUUCCUGACUUUAAUCCAGAGUUUUGA